AUGAUGCGGUCGCACAACAAGGUCUACGCGGCCGGCGACGCGCCGCUGCUCCUCGACGUCGUCCAGCAGCCCGGCGUGACCUGCGAGGCCGUCGCCGCGGCCGCCGCGCGCAACGGCGACGACGCCGUCGACGCCCACGGCGCGACGGCGCUCCACCUCAUCUGCGCCAACGAGCGCGCGACGCCGGCGCUGCUACGCGCCGUCGCGGCCGCGCUGCCCGAGGCGUCCGUGCGCGCGAAGACGACCGCGAGCCACCCGAAGCUCGGCGGCAAGUACAACGGCGCGGGCUCGACGGCCUUCACGGCCCUCGUGCGGAACCGCACUGCGACGCCCGCGCUGCUCCGCGCGCUCCACGCCGUCGACGACGGAUUGAUCUCGAUGCGGACGGACAACGGCACGACGGUCUACCACGACCUCAUGCUGACGCCGCGGCCCGACGACGCCGAGCGGGCGGCCCUCUUCGAGUGCAUCCACGAGCUGGCGCCGGACCUGGUCCGGGUGACGCACAACUGGGACUACACGCCCCUGCACCAAAUCUGCUGGUGCUGCGGCCUCUUCGACGGCACGCGGCCCGAGACGAUCGAGGCGCUCUACGGUCUCGACCCGGCGGCGCUCCGGCGGCGGGACUGCGACGGGCGGACGCCGCUCCAGAGCAUCUACGAGAAGCGCGCGCCGCUCCGCUGCCUGCGGGCCGUCGCGGCGCUGGAGCCGGACCUCGCGGCGGACCACGGCCUCACGGCGCUCCACCUCGCGUGCGCGGCGCGCGACGCGACGGCGGCGGACGUCGAGGAGGCCAUGGACGCCUGCGCCGCGACCCUGGACGCCGUCGACUACGCGGGCCUGACGGCGCUCGCGCGGCUCCCGGCCAGCGGCGCGGCGCGGCUCCGGGACGAGCGCGCGGCCGACGGCCGCGAGCACGAGCUCCUCGCGGCCGCCGUCGUCGCCAAGGCGCCGGCCGUCGCGCUCCGCGCCUUCGGCGACGCGUCCCUGCUCCAGGUCGCCUGCCGCUGCCCCGAGGCCGCGCGCAAAGCCGUCGCCGCCGUCGUCCGGUCGCGCGCGCGCGGCGACACGGACACGACGCAAUCCGUCGACGAGGCCCUGCUGCCGGAGAUCCUGCACGGCCUCCAGGGCGUCGCGCUGGACCACGCCUGCGCCGUCGACCUGUUGCGGGACGUCGUCGACAGCGUCAACGCGCGGCCCGGCGCGGUCGUCGUCAUCGUCUUCGACCAGCUCUGCAACGCGGCGCUCUGCGUCUUCUACGCCGUCGCGGCCUACGACCUGCGCGCCGCGGCGCCGGCCCGGCGGCGGCUCGCCGUGUCGUCCGCCGUCGUCGCCGUCGUCGCGGCGUACCAGGCGCUCCGCGAGGUCCUCGCGUUCGCCGCGAUGCGGCGCCUCGGCGCGCAGCGGCGCUACGCGGACGACGGCUUCGCCUACGUCAAGUGGCUCUGCUUCGCGUGGGUCGGCGCGACGUUCGUCGUGGAGCGGCGCUCGCGGCAGCUCGACGUCGUCGCGGCCUGGGGCGCGCUGCUCCUCGCGACGCGGCUCCUCGUCGACCUCCGGCAGCUGUCGAUGCACCUCACGCGCUUCAUCGUCGCGCUGCGGAUGACGCUCUUCGACUCCGCGGCGUUCCUGCUCGUGCUGCUGAUCGCGCUCGUCGGCUUCGGGGAGGCGCUCUACUUCCUGAUGGCGCCCGGCGGCGCGCCCAUGGGCUUCGCGUACGACGCGGGCUCUGGCGGGGACGACGGCGCGCCCGACGACCCCUACGCGUCGCCCCAGGGGAUGAUGAUGAAGAUGUACGCGAUUUUACUGGGCGAGUUCGACGAGGCGCAGUACGUCAACGACUGGGCCUUCGUCAUGUUCGUCGUCUUCACGCUCGUCGGCGUCAUCAUCCUGCUGAACCUGCUCAUCGCCGUCGUCUCGGACUCCUACGAGAACGCGCAGGCGCGGUCGCGCGUGCUCUUCGUGCGGAGCCGCCUCGAGCUCGCCGCGGGGCUCGUCGCCGUCUUCCCGCGCCGCUUCCUCCGCGACGCGGGCCUCGGCCAGGCGCGCGGCGACAUGCUGCGGCUGCUCUGGGGGCCCAAGUUCACGACGCGCCUCGGCGGCGCCGAGGAGCGCGUCGGCGGCGUCCGCGCGUUCCUCGGCGAGAAGCACGGCUACGGCGCGGGCGGCUGGGCGCUGCUCGCGUGCUCGUGCACGGUCUUCCUGCCCGCGGUGGCGCCCUGGGCCCUCGCGCGCUGCUGCGCGCGCGUCUGCGGCGGCGACGCGUCCUGGACGAACCCGGAGCGGCUCCUGGCGACGCCGGACCCGUCGCGCGACGCCGACGAGUGGCUCGGGAGGCUCGGCGAGAUCGAGCGCGCGCUCCGGCGCCGCGGCGAGGCCGUCGACGCCGCGCUCGAGGCCCAGUCCGCGGGGCUCCGGGGCCGCCUCGAGGAAAAGCUCGAGGCCCUCGAGUCGAAGCUCUACAAGCUCGACGCGACGAACCACGCGCUCGAGUCGAAGCUCGACGCGGUCCUCGCGAGGCUCGCCGACCAGGGGAAGCGGCCGCGGGAGGGGGACCUCGGGUCGACGGUGAAGACGGAGAGCGCCGCACUCUCAGCGCUGCGCCACGACGCGAACGACGCCACGGCGUGCAACGACGACAACAGUUUGACGACGGGACAAAAACCCCGUCGUCACAACGAAACCGACAUGACCGACACCGUCGAAAUCACGCGCGACGCGCCGCUGUCGGCGUCGCUCCAGGCCUUGACGGAGACCUACCCUGAUGCGCCCGCGGCGGAGCUGCGGCGCUUCGCCGACGCGCGGCCCGACAGCCAAGAGGGCGCGCUGGCCUUGUACGCCAAGUACCUCGCCUGGCGCGAGGCCGACGGCUCCGCGGCCGCGCUGGCCGAGGCCGCGGCGCCGCUCGGCGGCACGAUCAGCGAGGGCUUCGCGAGCCUCGGCCCGAAAACGGCCGGCGACCGCGUGCUGCUCGUCGAGGGCGCGCGCUACGACAGCGCCUUCGACCACGCGGCCUACGUCGCGCUGCUCUGCUCGCACAUGGACGCCGCCUGCGCCGCGGCCGACGCCAAUCGCGUCGUCGUCGUCGUCGACUGCCGGCCCUGCCGGGGCUGGCCGAGCCCCGCGGGCUGGUCCUUCCUGCCGCUGCUCCGCGCCAUCCUCGGCACGGCCCCCGACUGCUACCCGGAGCGCCUGCGCACCGUCGUCGUCUUCCCGGUGCCGUACUGGGCGGCGAUGAUCAUGAACACCGUGACCGCGCUGCUCGACCCCGUCACGCGGGACAAGAUCGCGCUCGUCGCCGGCGACACGGACGUCGACACGCCCUGCCCCGCGGGCGUCUGGGACCACGUCGCCGCCGACGCGCUCCCGCCCCGCGCGCGGUGCCGCCGCCCGCCCUAG
This is a messenger RNA of Aureococcus anophagefferens, 3399 nucleotides long. RefSeq lists its product as hypothetical. Gene Ontology annotation, molecular function: monoatomic ion channel activity. Gene Ontology annotation, cellular component: membrane. Lineage: Eukaryota; Pelagophyceae; Pelagomonadales; Pelagomonadaceae. Gene Ontology annotation, biological process: calcium ion import across plasma membrane. The transcript has 2 exons. The record is from RefSeq and is a predicted model, not a curated record. The coding region runs from base 1 to 3399 and encodes 1132 amino acids.